AUGGACAGCGAGGUAGGACCCCAAGACAAGGAAGCCACGAUGGGAGGGACUCGCAACUCCCCCACUCUAUCCCAAGCUUCUCAACUAUUUCACCUCUCCAAGUCCUCUCCAUUCUCGCAUACUGCCAACGCCCGCGAGACGCUAUCCCCGGGACCAACACCCCCCCCGGAAAAGCUACCAAUUCGCCGCAAAGAGGCUGCCUCCGACACAAGCAACUCCACGUCCGAUUCCGCUGGCUCGGUGUUUGGCACUGACACAGGCUCCUCUGGCUCCCCUUGUUCCCCACGAUCCAUCACCCCCCAUGAUCCCACUGGUGAUUUCGUGGUGCCGCCCCAUGCCAUAGUCCUCGCCUCCCCGACUAUUGAAGGCCUCGCAGAGGCCAUUCAACAGCUGAAAGACCGGUUCGCGUUAUCAAAGCUCCCCAAAUCUCAAUACCUCCACGUCAUCAGACUUGACCAAGCCCUCAUUAAGAGGCUGGAGGACGAGCCCGACAUUUUCCGGGGCGUCAGGGCCACAAUUUCCCACCAGCAAGCCGAGAUCCUCUACAAGAUCAUGCCAGGUCUUCAACACGAACAAAUGAUAGGAAGCUUUGCCAUGUGUCUGACGGAGCACCUCGUGGCUAUGGGAUUGUCCCAUCGACGUGGCGACUUCAUGAGCCGACAGUCCGUUCGAACCGCUGGCCGGUAUUGCAGCAAAGAGCCCGACUGGUGGUUCGGUCCAAACAACAUCCUAAUCGAUGGCGGUGGGGAUGGCGACGCCUCCCUGAUCCUCGAAGUGGGCUUGUCUGAGCCGUCCGGACAGCUCAAGGCCGACGCCAGGUGGUGGCACUCAAACACAGGCGGAGGGACUAAGCUUGUUGUCCUAAUCCAUGCCAGCCAUGAGCCAAUCUGGACGGUAGACGUGGAAGUUUGGUCUGAGGUGGACAAUCCGCGGCCCGGGGCCAAAACCAGGGAACAUCCAGCAAAAAUCAUGCAGUGUACCCAAAGGGCCCAUUUCGAGAACGGCGUGGUCCACGGGGGCCCAUUGACUCUCGACUUUGAAGUACUGAUGCGUCGACCUCCGCGGAACAGCCAUGAGGCAAAUGUUGUUCUCGACCACCACGAUCUGUUUUGUAUUUGUGCUGAGAAAAAGUGA
This is a messenger RNA of Penicillium egyptiacum, 1134 nucleotides long. The record is from the annotation of a GenBank genome assembly. Lineage: Eukaryota; Fungi; Ascomycota; Eurotiomycetes; Eurotiales; Aspergillaceae.